Brenthis ino (lesser marbled fritillary) is the source of this 1461-nucleotide messenger RNA. Lineage: Eukaryota; Metazoa; Arthropoda; Insecta; Lepidoptera; Nymphalidae. The record is from the annotation of a GenBank genome assembly.
AUGGGCAGGGAGAAGAAGAAGAAGAUGCUUGUUCUGCAAAAACCUAUUCCCUUAAGUUGUCAGAUUGCUGUACUCCUUGCUCAUUGCUCUCACGGCAUUGGAUCUGGUAUUAUGUUAGCAUUUCCUUCGGUGCUGAACCCAGCUAUUAUUUCUUCUAACAGCACAGAUAUCACAGCCACAUCGCAACAAGCGUCAUGGAUAGCUGCCAUACAUGGAUUUUCGGGUUUGGUCGGAUUUCUUAUAGUUCCACCGCUAAUGCAAAUCUUAGGUCGUCGAAUAACGAAAGUUUUCCUUAAUAUUGUAGUUCUAUUAGGCUUUUUAAUCUUUACUUUAGCUGAAAGCGUAAUAGCUCUAUAUAUGGCAAGAACAAUCCAAGGCCUUUCAAUUUGUGCAGUUUUUAUUGCGCCAAUAAUAUUAGCAGAGUAUGCUCAUCCAAAACGAAGAGGAUAUUUUGUUACACUAAAGAAAAUUUCAAUAGCAAUUGGGUCCUUAUUAUGCCAUGUUACAUCCUUAUGUUGGACCUGGAGGCAAAUCGCCGCUUUUGGUAUCAUCCCAUGUGCAAUUUCUGUUGUCUUGACGUUUAUUUACCCUGAGAGUCCUGCUUUCUUGGCUAUGUUAGGAAAGUAUGAAGAGUGCAACAAAGCUCAUUUAUGGCUUCAUGGAGAAAGUGUGAACAGUAGAAGAGAUAUUGAAGAAUUAAUAUCCAUACAAAAAGAAAGGAGAAAUGUAAAUAAAUACAGCAAAAACAAAGUGACAAUAAUAAAAACGAAGUCCAAGAAAAUGCUUCAGCGAGAUUUUAUUAAACCUUUCGUAAUAGUCUCUUUACUAACAGUGAUUGUUGACGCAUGUGGAAGAAUUUACAUGAUGGCGUAUAUCGUGCAAAUCUUAAAAGAAAUAACUGGGGACAAGUUAGUAGCAUCAUACUGCACUAUUGGGGCAGAUAUAUUAGCAUUGGUCGCGUUAUCUAUAUCAUGUGUUAUCAUCAGACGUUUCAAUCGACGUGCCAUUUUAUUUACAACAAGUAUUAUGUCUAUUGGUUUAAUGUUUUUAAUAAGUUUACUUAUGUAUUUGAAGACUAAUAGCAACAAUGUUGGUAUUAUAAAUUGGUUGACUCCAGCAAUAAUUUUGCUGAACAUAUUUCUCAUCAAUAUUGGAGUCAUACCAACUAGUUUUACGAUUAUUGGUGAAAUAUUUCCAUUAGAGCAUAAAGGUUCUGGAUUAUGUGCAUCUGGUGUAAUAUUUACUGUUCUCUACAUACUAGUUAUGAAAUUUACUCCUGUGAUGAUAGAGGAAACAGGAAUUGAAGGUACCUUCGCAAUAUUUGGUUUAUGUAUGAUUAUUAGCAUAGUUAUAUUAUAUUUUAUUCUAAAUGAAACUAAAGAUAAAACUUUACAGGAAAUUGAAAAUCAAAUAAGAGGCAUUGAAAAGCCUGGACUGAAUAAAAUGUUAAUUGAAAUGGAA